AGGAGCCGAUGCAAACGCCCAGGGUGGACAGUACGGAAAUGCCCUCCAGGCUGCUUGUUCUAAAGGACACGAUAAGAUUGCACAGAUGCUGCUAGAGCGAGGAGCCGAUGCCAACGCCCAGGGUGGAUACUACGGAAGUG
Messenger RNA from Penicillium egyptiacum, 140 nucleotides. The record is from the annotation of a GenBank genome assembly. NCBI's taxonomy places the organism in Eukaryota, Fungi, Ascomycota, Eurotiomycetes, Eurotiales, Aspergillaceae.